Molecule: messenger RNA, 327 nt
Organism: Microthlaspi erraticum
Lineage: Eukaryota; Viridiplantae; Streptophyta; Magnoliopsida; Brassicales; Brassicaceae
Source: the annotation of a GenBank genome assembly
AUGCAAGUGUUGAAAGGUGGUGCGAUAUUGAUCGUAACUGUAAGCUUCUUCCUAAUAACGUCAUCAAUGGCUGUUAUUCGUGAAGAUCAGUUUUCGAUUGGAGUCAAGAGAAGGGUCCCAAGAGGCUCCGAUCCUAUACAUAAUUCUCAUCAUCAUUUGGUUGGAGUCGAGAGAAAAGAUCAAUUUUCGAUUGGAGUCAAGAGAAAGGUCCCAACAGGUCCCGAUCCUCUACAUAAUGCUCCUGAGCCCUCACCAUCCGUUACUAUAACAUCGUCAUUUGAUUGGAGUCGAGAAAAAAUUCUCGAGCGGUCUGGAUCCCAAACAUAA